This is a messenger RNA of Penaeus monodon (black tiger shrimp), 1143 nucleotides long. Its product is annotated as U-scoloptoxin(01)-Cw1a-like. Gene Ontology annotation, molecular function: chitin binding. Gene Ontology annotation, cellular component: extracellular region. The record is from RefSeq and is a predicted model, not a curated record. Lineage: Eukaryota; Metazoa; Arthropoda; Malacostraca; Decapoda; Penaeidae.
UGCUCUACUCUGGUUCCUAUCGUGUGUGAUAUUUUUUUCCUUUUCCUCAAGAUCCGAAAAAAUGAUGACCCGGUUCGUGUCAGGAAUACUUCGUGUGCGACCACGCCACCAACGUGGACUGCUCCUUGGCGGAGAGUCUUUACAACCUCAACGACAAUUUCGGCAAAGUGGAGUCCCAAGUGGAGGUGGAAGAAGGAACAGAGGCUCCAGCGGAAUAAGGAACCACUUUGAUAUCCACUUCGGUCGUUCUCCACCUCUCCUUCCUCCCCUUUUAUCCCCCUCUCCCUCGUCCUCUCCAUUCUUGUUUUCUUUUCUGCUACUUCUCGAGCCUCAGAUUUUUUUGUGUGUGUUUGUUUCUUAUGCUUUCUGUUGGCUAUUUUGCUCAUACCUUUGUCUUUCUCUUUCUCCUUUUUUUUCAUCUUGUAUUUCUUUUUGUCCACUUCCUUGCUCCCUUAUCCUUUCUUCCUCAUUACCAUCUCCUUAACUAUUAUCUUCAUCUCUCUUCUUAUUUUUCUUAUCCCUUUCCUUCCCCUUCUUUCUCUUUCCUACCCCCCCCCCCCAACCCAGAGGACCUCGUCAACCCUGUCAUCCUCGCCUUACCAUUGCUGGCAUAUCUUAUCGUUAACAUAGGCUAAGUUGAUUUAACUUUAAGUGUCAAUACUUUCGUUUAUCUGGACUUAUGUUUACGUACAGGUGCCAUCUUUUUUAUUAUCAUUAUUAUUUACUAAACUGCUAGAAUAAACUUGCAUUGUCUGUUAAUGUAAACCUGAAGUCCUUCAUUGAUAUGGAACAUGGUGCAGACUUUUUUGAACAUUGUCUGAGAUAUAUAUUUUUUGAAUAAGUGAUAAGUUUGAUUGAAAAAAAAAAUGUGUGUUAGUAUUGUUUCGUGAUGUCUUAACAUUAAUGUUAAUGUUACUUCCAUGUGAGUUAUUUUUGAGAGAAAAAAAAAGUUUGUUAGGGUGGCAGAAACUUUGUUAAUAUUCCAAAUAGCUUUCGUUAUCUUUAGCUUCUAGUACAAUCACUUUUUUUUCGUUUCUAGUCGCAAAAGACUUCGCUAUUUUUGCCAAUAUGUACCUUAAAAGUGGGUGAUGUUACCACUGGUCUUUAUACAGUAUUUGGUAAGAAUAAAAUGUUUUCCUUUUG